CAGCGAGAAAUUCGAUGUAUUUAUUGCCAUAGCCGUUGGUCGCUGCGCACCAAAGAAGUUUUCGGCGUCAUGUUGACUUCAGAAGAGAGUGCAUUUUAACUUGAUAUUAAUUGAUGACCAGCUGGAAUAACUUCAAACUUGCUAGCUAACAUACUUUAGGCCUAUAGUGAUUUGAACAGUUCAUGUUACUGUUUUGAAUUCGACUGAGCAUAAUUUACACAGGGCUCAUAGGUGUGGCACCUAAACCAGUAUUAUUGGCUCAUUAGUUUACUGGGGAAAGGUCAGCCUUAAUUAAUAUUUUUUAAAGUGAUUUAGGGACUGAAUGUGAGCCUGCUUUUUCAACGUAAAAUAUUUAAACAUUUUGUUGAAAAAUCGAUAACUUAUGUUUGGGACAAGGUAACGUAAAUUUUGAUUAGUCAGUUGAAGUCAAUAGUCAAGAACACUGUUUGUUCACAGAUGUCAUUGUGACAUCACAGGAGCUAUAACGGCAAAACCAAGUGUUUUUAAAGCGCGCUACUCUUGAAGAAAAUAACAGAUGUUGUAUUUUCAUUGGUGAGAGAACUGGACUAACGCAUGUGGACCGCAAUAUGGAUCGUUGGUAUUUGUGGGUAAGUUUUCCCUUAUUUGGCCAUGCUGCGCUCCUCUUAAGCGUAAUUGUGAUAUAUUACUGGAUCGUGUUUCAUUCUAGACGAUUACAUUUAUUCAUAUUGCCUGAUAUAUAACUAUACACUGACCCUUGGGGUCUGGGAGUAAUUGGUUGAUCUACGAAAUUAAGAUUAAUGCUAUAUUACGGAAUAAUUAAUGAUAUAACACUCUCAACGAUUCUCGGAGUAGAGUACGUUUUAGAAUAUUGAGUUUUAGAAUAUUGCGUCUUAGAAUGACGCACCAGCCAGAAUUCCCACGUAUGCAUGUAAUAUUUUAGCCCUUUUAACAGCAGACGGCGGUAUAGUGCAUAUUGGCUAAACUUGGUGCGUUAAUUGUUUGAUAUAGCCUAUUGAGAUAGGGAUAAACUGUUAUCCCCGACCUGAAAUUGGGUCUUAGACAACUAUAAUGCCUUUUAUUUACAAUAAAUAAAAUAACCAUUAUUCCAGUUUUGUCCAUUGCUUUCUCGACGUUUUACCAUGUCUGAAAGCAUAUAAAGUAUAACAUAUAGUGACUGAACGCGAAGUUAUAGAGCCCUUACAAAGAAUUAGUAAUUGCAGACAUUAAUUGCUAUUUAAGAUCAUUUGUGUUGUUCACAACCCGAACCCCCCGCCCCAGCUGUCUCAAUGUUAGUUAUAAAUGAUGAAUUUGUAAUAUGCAAUAGUACAUGAAAUAAGAACGGGGAUGGGGUGCCAGGCACACACAGUUUAUGGUACCAAGUCAAUGCUACGUUCUGCUAAGCUCUCGUCUCUUUUCUAGAGUCAGAUUUCCGAUUAUGUGAAGAAGAUAGAGGAAGUUGUGACGGUGGAGCGGGAAAUAUGGGAGAGGGAGGUGCGCAGCAUGGUGGAGGCGAGUAGAAGGGAGAAAGAGCAGAUGCGGAAAGCGAUGGACCACACCGUGAGAACACUGUUGGUCAGCAUGAAAACAGUGGAGGAGGAGAGGAGGAGGGAGGCAGCACUGAUGGAGAGAAACCGGGCGAAAACAGAGGAAGCCAUGCUAAUCGAGAUAAAGAGGUUGCAAGAGGAGAGAAGGACCGAGAAUGCACUGAUGGAGAAAGAGAAGGAGAGAAUGGUGCUGGCAACUCUGAUGGAGAAAAAGAAAGUUGAGGAGGAAAGAAGGGUAGAGCAGGCACACAUGGAGAUUCAGAGGGAGAAAACGGAGCAAGAAAUGUUGUGUGAAGUGACAGUGAAGAAGAGGUUGGCGGAGGAGAGGCUGACGGCAGAGCAGGUGCAGGCGGCGAAAGAGAGAGAGGAAACAGAAAACUUCCUGCUGAUGAAGUUGAAGCUGCUGGAGGAGGCAAGGAGGGCAGAGAGAGCACAGAUGGAGAAAGAGAUGGAGAAGAUGAACGAGCGGCUACUGAUAGAGCUGAAGAGACUGGAGGAGGAACGGAGGGCAGAAGUGGGACAGGCGGAGUUAAAGAAGGAGAAAAUGGCUGAGAACGUGCUGAUGGAGAUGAAGAAAGUGGAGGAGGAGAGGAGACAGGUGCAGGCGGAGAGAGGGAAGGAGAGAACCGAGGAGCCCGUCGAGCAGCCGGCGCUCACGGAAGCGAGAGCACUGGCUGAGGAGAGCAGGAGGGAAAAGCUGGAAGUUCAGAAGGAGAGGCAGAAACUGGAGAAGGAGAUGCUGUCGAGGGUGAUGGCCCUGGACGAGGCCCGCAAGAGAGAGAAGACACAGCUGGAGAAGGAGAGGCAGGCGAUGCAGGGCGCGGUGCUGCUGGAGAGGAAGAGGCUGAGCGAGGAGCGGAGCAGGGGCAAGGAGCUGAUGGACAGGGAGAAGAGAGAGCUGGAGGAGACGCUACUGGCAAAGAUGGAGAGAAUGGAGGCUGAGAUGAGGAGGGAGAAGGCCCUGGCGGAGAGCGAGAAGGGCAAGGCGAAGGACGCGACGCUGCUGGAGAUGGCUAGGCUGGAAAAGGAGGGCAGGAGGAAGAAGACGCAGAUGGAGCGGGAGGUGGAGAAGAUGAAGGAGGCCAUGUGUCUGGGAAUAAAGGCGCUGGAGGAGCAGAGGAGGUCAGAGAAGGCGCACUUUGAGAUGGAGAGGGAGAGCCUGCGCAACGCCGUGCUGAUGGAGAGGAGGAGCAUGGAGGAAGAGGGCAAGAAGGAGAAGGCGAGGAUGGCGAAGGAGACGGCCAAGAUGGAGGAGAUGGUGCUGAUGCAGAGAAAGAGACUGGCGGAGGAAAGGCGGACGCAGAGGGUGGAGGUGGAGAACGAGAUGGCGAGAAUGAAGGAGGCGAUGCUUGCGGAGAUAAAUGGGCUGAAGGAGCAGAGGGACAGGGAGGAGGUGAGGGAGAAGGCGGAUGAAAAAGAUUUGCUGCAGGGGUUGAUGGAGCAGGCGCAGAUGGAGGAGAGGGAGAAAAUGCAGGACACUCUGCUGCUGGAGAGGAAGAGGCUGGAGGACGAGUGGAGGAGAGAGAAGGCCCAGACGGAAAACGAGAGGACAAAGAUGGAGGAGGUGCUGCUGGCCGAGAGGAAGAGGAUGGAGGAGGAGAGAAGACGAGACAACGCGCUGAUGGAGGAGGAGAGGCAAAAAAUGAAGGAAGCAGUGCUAAUGGAGAUAAAGAGACUGGAGGAUGAAAGGAGGAGGGAGAGGGUGGAGAUGGCGAAGAGGAGCGAAAGGAUGGAGGAAGACAUACUGAUGGAGAGGAAGAGAUGGGAGGAUGAGAGGAAAGAGCAGGUGCUUGCGGAAAAAGAGAGCGUGGAACUUUGAGCAAAUAGAAGUGUUUAAUGAGAGACUUGAGAGAUUAAAAAUGAGAGUGACUGGAAGGGUGCACUUUUAAACUCGGUUCAUUCUCCAGCGUUCCUGAGGGACACACGCGUGCAAAACAGCUGUGCCACACGCACGCUUGUGCCGCACACACAAAGCACAGUGUGCGGCAAUAACAAAAAAUGAACAAUCAUUCACUAUUAGGUGACCGUUUGUGGUG
Molecule: messenger RNA, 3562 nt
Organism: Anguilla rostrata (American eel)
Lineage: Eukaryota; Metazoa; Chordata; Actinopteri; Anguilliformes; Anguillidae
Product: trichohyalin-like
Exons: 1
Coding region: 1483-3345 (620 amino acids)
Source: RefSeq, a predicted model, not a curated record